CCAUUUUAUCUUCUCAUCAAGAUCGGGGUUUUAGCUCUUUCUUCAUUUCUCCUUUCUCUUCCCCUAAAAAAUGGAAUCCCUUGCAAAAUUCAAUCAACAUCCACUGAAUGUCUCAUCCAACAAUCGUAAUCAUCUCCUUCAAUUCACAAAACCCAUUUCUUCAAUUUCUCUCAAAACCCUUUCAAAAUCAAACAAAACCCUCAUAGCUUCAUUUUCUUCGAACAAAAAUCCCCAAUUUGAUAAAACCCCAAAAAACCCGUUCUCAUCAAUCAUCAAAACCACAUGUGUCACCAUCUUCACCACUUCACUGUUCUUGAAUCAAUUCUCUAAACCCUCAAUUGCAGCUCGAAUUCCUCCAGAAACCUUCGAAUCCAUCGAAGAAACCGAGGAAGAAGAAACCAAGAUUGCUCAGGGAGAAGAAGAAAAGCCUAUAGAUGAGAAACAACAGGCCAUUGAUUCACUUCCUAAUGAUGUUGAGAGCUUGAAAUUACUGAUGGAAAACAAGAUUAAGGAUAAGAAAGUGGUGGAGGCGGUGACGAUACUCGAUAAGUUGAUAGAAAUUGAUCCAUCUGAUCCCCAAUGGCCGUUAUUGAAAUCUCAUUUGCAGAGUUCAAUAGGUGAAGCAGAAGCUGCCACAUUAGGGUUUGAAGAAAUUUUAUCCAAAGAUCCACUCUCUGUUGAAGCAUAUCAUGGGUUAGUAAUGGCGGCGUCGCAAUCGGAAACUGGAGAGUUACAGAAUGUGUUGAAGAGAAUUGAGAAUGCAAUGGAGAAAUGUAAGAAGGAGAAGAAUAAGAAAGAAGAUGUAAGAGAUUUUAGAUUGUUGAUUGCUCAAGUUAGAGUGAUUGAAGGGAAUUAUGACGAAGCGUUGAUUGUGUAUCAAGAGCUUGUUAAAGAGGAGCCUAGAGAUUUUAGACCUUAUUUAUGUCAAGGUAUUAUUUAUACUUUGUUGAGGAAAACAGAGGAAGCUGCAAAAUCAUUUGAGAAGUAUCAGAAAUUGGUUCCGAAAGAUCAUCCUUAUCAUCGGUAUUUCGAGGAUAACAUGAUGGCUACUAAGGUUUUCUCACAAAUAGCUGAUAGUCAGACUAGUUGAACCAGAGAUAUGGAGCGUCAUUCGGGAAAUUGAGGUUGGUAAGACCUUUUCAGAUGCUUUAUGUUUCUGUUCUUUAAAUGAAGUUUUGCAAACUUAGCAAGUGAUGAAUAUAUAUGAGACAUUAGGAACACUUAUUAUCGGAAAUUUUUAUGGCAACUUGAACCUUGUUCACAUUAGAUUGUUUGAUGUUGUUAUUCCUGUUUUUUCUUUGUUGAUGAUGAGAAGGAAUUUUUUGCCUAAUAGGAAUAGGAUUGAAAUAAACUUAGCUUUAUCCUU
Papaver somniferum (opium poppy) is the source of this 1366-nucleotide messenger RNA. RefSeq names its product protein SLOW GREEN 1, chloroplastic-like. Lineage: Eukaryota; Viridiplantae; Streptophyta; Magnoliopsida; Ranunculales; Papaveraceae. The record is from RefSeq and is a predicted model, not a curated record. The transcript has a single exon. Gene Ontology annotation, molecular function: protein binding. Bases 71 to 1090 code for a protein of 339 amino acids.